Molecule: messenger RNA, 1651 nt
Organism: Tigriopus californicus
Lineage: Eukaryota; Metazoa; Arthropoda; Copepoda; Harpacticoida; Harpacticidae
Exons: 5
Coding region: 125-1585 (486 amino acids)
Source: RefSeq, a predicted model, not a curated record
UCGACAUUCAACCAUCGACUCAAAUCCUUGCGUGCGCUGCCAUUCCCGCGUCAUUGGUUGUAGUGGUUACAGCAUAGGCAUUGAAUCUAGCCCAAGUUUGACCGUGCGAACAGUCGUAUCUCUCAUGCUUCCACACAAUCGUAAAAUGCAGGGCAAUGUAUUGAGAUCAUUUUUUGGGGUUGCCUUUUUGGUUUGGCUUGAGGGCAGUGCUGCAAAUGAGAGACUUCCAGUACCACCCAGUGUGAGACCAGAAGGAUUCUACUGCCAUCUUCAUGAAAAUCAUACCCUCUGUCGAUAUCAGAAUCAAGUGUCUUCAACAUGUGGACAAAUAAUAGAGCGGGGAAUGACCCAACAAGAGAGAGAGCUCGUUCUGAUGCUCCAUAACGAAAGGCGGGCCUUCAUUGCCAAUGGAAAGGAACUUAGAGGUGAUCCUGGACCACAGCCACCCGCUGCCAAUAUGAUGGAACUGACUUAUGAUGAGGAAUUGGAGUUUGAGGCUCAAUCUUGGGCCGACCAAUGUAUUCGUAACCACGAGUGUCCUCAGUGUCGUAGUUUGGAUCGCUUUAAAGUGGGGCAAAAUCUAUUCUGGUUCGGCCAUUUCUCUGGGAGUUGGGAGAAAUCUGUCAAGGGGUGGUACGAUGAGGUGGUGGAUUUUAACAGUUCCUUUGUGUUUCCUUUCUAUGUUAUUCCUGGCGUUUUGGUAGGUCAUUUCACUCAAAUGACUUGGUCCUCGUCAACCAAAAUGGGAUGUGGAAAACUGAUAUCUCAGCCAGAAAAUAGCAACUACGGGCAGCAAUUCUUCAUUUGCAAUUACGGUCUAGCCGGGAAUCUAAUCAAGUCGGAAAUGUACAAAGUUGGGCAACCCUGUUCAGAUUGCCCUCGCGGAACCACGUGCUCUUUGCGAUAUCCCGGAUUGUGCAAUGGCGUUCCAACUGAGAAGCUCACCGUUCGAACUCCCGUCAAUGUGGAUUUAAGUUGGAUACCCACCCGACCGCCCAUUGUUACCCUCCAUAAGCCCAAUGAAGGACCAAAGUUGGAUGAGGUCCUAGAACUACCACCAAUCAUCGUUGAGCCUCCAGAGGUCCCAGACACGCCAGAGGAAUGUAUUUACACGUGCCAAGACAGUGGUGGAUGCUCGGUGAAGUUUGCUUCGAUUGUUUUUUUCUCGGGAUCGGUUCUUGGAUCAUGUUUUCCCCCAUCAUUUGGUGGAGAAUGCUCGGGAACGCCGGAGAAGUGUGAAGAAUGUAUUGGAAUCUGCAAUGGCAAGAACGGUCAAGAACUGACGGUCACUUUAUCCAAAGGUAACAGCUCAUCGCAAAUUGUUUCUAACAACAUCUCAGAAACGAAGGUACCGAACCAAGAAUCAGCAGGAUCAGGGGAUACUUGCUCUUACAACUGUCAAUCCAGUGGAGGAUGCAGCGUUCGAAUCAAUUCCAAAGGUUUCGUUUCUGGAUCAGUUUUGGGAUCUUGCUUUUCGCCUGGAUUUGGAGGAAAAUGCAGUGGAACACCUACGAGGUGUCAGGAUUGUCUUGGAGUGUGUCAAGAAUUGACACCUGGGGAGCACGUUCGGCCAGUAUCAAUUUAGAUUUUUUCUCCCUCUAUUUAUGAUUCUUCAAUAAAUGAUGUCGACCAAGUGAAGGUUGAAACGCUA